AUGGCUACUGGAGUAGAAUCAUCACCGUCGUCAUCGCCGUCGCCGGAGAAAGGGGUGGUGGCUGGUGGAAUUGCGCUGGAUUUUCCUGCGAGUGAAACGGUAUCGUUUUCGUCUCUGCGGAAAAUUCCGAGAAAGAUUGAGAAAAGGCUCCUAGAAACCAAGACUCCAACAAGUAGGAGUGUUGAAGAAAUCGAAGCUAAACUUCGCCACGCUCAUAUCCGUAGACAGCAAUUCUAUGAGAAGUUGUCGAGCAAGGCUCGGCCAAAACCAAGAAGCCCCUCACAGUGUUCAUCUCAUGAAGAAGACCUCGGCCAACGCCUUGAAGCAAAGCUUUAUGCUGCGGAGCAAAAAAGGUUGAGCAUUCUGGCAGAAGCUCAGAUGCGCCUGGCUAGGUUGGAUGAGUUGCGGCAGGCUGCUAAAACUGGGGUGAAGAUGCGUUUUGAGAGAGAAAGGGAGAGGCUUGGAACAAAAGUGGAGUUACGGGUUCAGCAGGCUGAAGCAAAUAGAAUGCUUAUGCUCAAGGCUUACAGGCAAAGAAGGGCCACAUUGAAGGAGAGAACAUCCCAAUCGUUAACGCGAAGAAUGGCUAGGGAAAGUAAGUACAAGGAGCGUGUACGUGCAGCAAUUAACCAAAAACGUGCAGCUGCUGAAAAGAAGCGUAUGGGAUUGCUGGAAGCAGAAAAGAAGAGGGCACGUGCUAGAGUGUUGCAAGUUCAGCGAGUAGCCAGGUCUGUCUCUCACCAACGUGAAAUUGAGAGGAGGAGAAUAAGGGACAAGCUGGAAGAUCGACUGCAAAGGGCAAGGAGACAAAGAGCUGAAUAUUUGAGGCAGAGAGGACGACAGCAUAGUUCUGGUCGAGUGAACUGGAAUGAGAUGCACCGGCAGGCUGAUCUCCUUUCUAGAAAAUUAGCAAGGUGCUGGAGGCAAUUCCUUAGGUCAAGGAGAACCACCAUAGACUUGGCAAAAGACUUUAAUGCCUUGAAAAUCAAUGAGAAUUGUGUGAAUUCGAUGCCGUUUGAGCAGCUUGCUCGUCUGAUUGAAUCAACUGGUACUCUUCAGACUGUGAAAGCUCUACUUGAUCGUCUUGAGAGCCGCUUUAGAGUCUCCAUGGCUGUUGCGAGUAUGGUUCAUCCUUCCAGCUUGGACAACAUUGAUCACCUUCUCAAAAGAGUUGCCACCCCUAAGAAAAGGAGGACUACUCCCAGGUCCUCCAUGAGGAGCAGAGAGGCAAAGAAAGUAGGUGCCACUAGGGAGUCUGCCAGGACUGCAGCUAAAUUGUCAAGGUAUCCAGUUAGAAUAGUUCUUUGUGCCUACAUGAUUUUAGGUCAUCCAGAUGCUGUUUUCAGUGGUCAUGGGGAGCGGGAGAUUGCUCUGGCCAAGUCUGCUGAAGAUUUCAUCCGAGAGUUUGAGUUGUUGAUAAGGAUUAUACUGGAUGGACCCAUCCACAGUUCUGAUGAGGAGUCUGAAUCCGUGUCACCAAAACGUUGUACGUUCAGGUCUCAAAUUGCAGCUUUUGAUAAAGAAUGGUGCUCCUACUUGAAUUGCUUUGUGGUGUGGAAGGUUAAGGAUGCUCAGUUAUUGGAGGAGGACUUGGUGAGAGCUGCUUGCCAGCUUGAGCUCUCUAUGAUCCAAAAGUGCAAGCUCAACCCAGGAGGGAGUAACAGUGCUCUUACUCAUGAUAUGAAAGCCAUUCAGAAACAGGUUACAGAGGAUCAAAAACUUUUAAGGGAAAAGGUACAACACCUGAGUGGAGUUGCUGGUAUUGAACGUAUGGAAAUUGCACUAUCUGAAACACGAUCUAGGUAUUUUCAAGCCAAAGAAAAUGGAAGUCCAGUUGGGUCACCAAUCGUGCACUUUCUAUCUCCUAGCAUGCCCACAACUGGUUCGGCUAAUAGAGAUAAUUUGAGUGAUGGUAUUGAGAGGCCAAGCCGCGUAGUCCGCUCAUUAUUCAGAGAAGAUACCUCCUCUCCAAAAGAAUCUGGCUCCUCUACAACUAGCAGCAGCCAUGUAGAUGGCCCAUCAGGUUCUGCUGUUGGAAAAUUGAUAACAGAGAAUGAAUUGAUUGUAAAUGAAUUUCUCCAUGAGCAACGCCGUGGUUUUGUAGAUAGAUUCAAUCUUGCUGACAAAGAUCAAAACAGUAUUAUGGCCAAGGUGAGAGAGACAAUGGAGGCAGCUUUCUGGGAUGGUGUCAUGGAAUCGAUGAAACAGGAUGAGCCCAAUUAUGAGCGGGUCAUUCAACUUGUGGGGGAGGUGAGGGAUGAAAUUCAGGAGCUGGCUCCUGAGAGCUGGAAACAAGAGAUUGUUGAAGCUAUUGAUCUAGAUCUUCUCUCUCAGGUUCUAAAGUCGGGUAAUCUAGACAUUGGUUACUGUGAAAAGAUUCUAGAGUUUGCAUUAGUUACUUUGCAGAAACUGUCCUCUCCAGCGCAUGAGGAUGAAAUGAAGGCCCUGCAUCAGAAAUUGUUGAAAGAUUUGGCUGAGACCUGUCAGACCCAAAAUGAAUCAAAGUAUUCACAUAUAGCUGCAAUGAUCAAGGGUCUGCGCUUUGUGCUGGAGCAGAUUCAGGCUCUUAAGCAAGAGAUCAGUAAAGCACGUAUAAGGAUGAUGGAGCCUUUGUUAACAGGUCCUACUGGUUUGGAUUACCUUAGAAAAGCCUUUGCCAACCAUUAUGGGUCUGAUACGGAUGCCCAUAACACUCUACCACUGACAAUGCAGUGGCUUUCAUCUGUUAAGAAUUGUGAAGAUCAAGAGUGGGAAGAACACAAGAAUUCUCUUUUUGCUUUGAAAAGCCAGGAUGGUUCACCACAGGUUUCUGUACCUUUCACCACCCUUAGAACUGGUGGAAGCUUUCUGGGCAAAACAGAUGGAAGUGUAAUGGGGUCUACUUCUGUCGCUUCAGAGACAGAUAACCAACAACCAGAACCAGAAUGCACUGGUGAAAGAAUCGAUUUGCUGGUGAGGCUUGGAUUGUUGAAGAUAGCAAGUGGGGUUCCUGGUCUAACACAGGAAACUUUGCCUGAAACUUUUAUGCUAAACCUCUCUCGAUUGAGGGCUGUGCAGGCUCAAAUUCAGAAAAUCAUAGUAAUUUCUACCAGCAUUCUUGUUUGCCGGCAAACCCUCCUGAUGGAGCGAGUGGUAACCAGCAGUGCAGACAUGGAAAGCAUUCUAUUAGAGCAUGGCAAUAAACUGUUGGAAGUCCUAGACCGUGUUGAUGAUGUGGGUCUCGAAGAAAUAGUUGAAAUAGCAAGUGGGUUCUUGCAAGAUAAUGACAAGGUAGUAGAUGAGGAGAAGCUUAAGCCAAAAAAGUUGGUCAUGGCUAGGAUGUUAGCAAAGAGCUUGCAGGCUGGGGAUCCAGUUUUUGAAAAAGUUUCCCAUGCUGUUUAUUUGGCUCUAAGAGGAAUUGUGCUUGGCGGAAGUGGACCCUUGGGAAGAAAACUAGCAGAAAUGGCGCUCCGGCAGAUUGGAGCCAUCAUGCUGACCGGAAGAGUAGUGGCAGCUGCUGAAGUAUUAGUGGUGGCAGCCACUGUAUCUAUCGGCGUUCACAGGCCAUGGUAUAUAAAUCUGACCGAUAACAUGUGA
Dovyalis caffra is the source of this 3576-nucleotide messenger RNA. The record is from the annotation of a GenBank genome assembly. NCBI's taxonomy places the organism in Eukaryota, Viridiplantae, Streptophyta, Magnoliopsida, Malpighiales, Salicaceae.